Messenger RNA from Ahaetulla prasina, 8750 nucleotides. RefSeq names its product Rho guanine nucleotide exchange factor 7 (gene ARHGEF7). The record is from RefSeq and is a predicted model, not a curated record. Gene Ontology annotation, molecular function: protein binding; guanyl-nucleotide exchange factor activity. The transcript has 20 exons. Gene Ontology annotation, biological process: intracellular signal transduction. Lineage: Eukaryota; Metazoa; Chordata; Lepidosauria; Squamata; Colubridae. The coding region runs from base 159 to 2315 and encodes 718 amino acids.
UGCAAGUCCGGGGAGAAAUCGUUGCUUGGAGAGCAACAGUUCUCAGCGCCCCGUAAAAUACGACCCUCGCCUCCUCGAGUGGUGCAUUGCUUUCCCCGUCUCUGGCGCGCUGGCUCGUCGGUGGGAUUAGAAGCUUCUUCUUGGCAGCGGCAGCAGCCAUGAAUUCAGCCGAGCAAACCGUUACAUGGCUGAUCACCCUGGGGGUGCUGGAGUCGCCCAAAAAAAGCAUCUCCGACCCGGAGGGAUUUUUGCAGGCAUCUCUAAAAGACGGGGUGGUUCUUUGCAGACUGCUGGAUCGCCUGCUGCCGGGUACCAUAGAUAAAGUUUAUCCGGAGCCGCGCACCGAGAGCGAGUGCCUGAGCAAUAUCCGCGAGUUUCUUCGGGCAUGCGGCGCCACUCUUCGCCUGGAGACCUUUGAUGCAAAUGAUCUCUACCAAGGACAGAACUUCAGUAAAGUGCUUAGUUCCUUGGUGGCACUAAAUAAGGUAACAGCAGAUAUUGGUUUAGGAAGUGAUUCUGUGUGUGCAAGGCCAUCAUCUCACCGGAUAAAGUCUUUUGAUUCCUUGGGAUCCCAGUCUUUACACAGUAGAACUUCAAAACUUUUUCAAGGCCAGUAUAGAAGUCUGGAUAUGACAGAUAACAGCAACCACCAACUAGUGGUAAGAGCUAAGUUUAAUUUUCAACAGACAAAUGAAGAUGAACUUUCUUUUACAAAAGGAGAUAUUAUCCAUGUUACAAGAGUAGAAGAAGGAGGCUGGUGGGAAGGAACUCACAAUGGCAAAACAGGAUGGUUUCCCAGCAAUUACGUGCGAGAAGUAAAAUCCAGUGAAAAACCUGUCUCUCCCAAAUCAGGAAGUUUGAAAAGUCCUCCAAAAGGGUUUGAUACAACUGCUAUUAGCAAAAGCUAUUACAAUGUGGUGCUACAGAAUAUUCUGGAAACAGAAAAUGAAUAUGCUAAGGAAUUGCAGACAAUGCUUUCUAGCUAUCUACGACCCUUACAAACUAGUGAAAAAUUAAAUUCUGCAGAUACUUCAUAUUUAAUGGGAAACCUAGAAGAAAUUAGUUCUUUUCAACAAAUGCUUGUACAGUCUUUAGAAGAAUGCACUAAGUUGCCUGAAGCCCAGCAGAGGGUUGGGGGUUGCUUUCUAAAUCUCAUGCCACAAAUGAAAAACUUAUACCUUAUGUAUUGUGCCAAUCACCCAUCAGCAGUAACUGUUCUUACAGAACACAGUGAAGAGUUAGGAGAAUUCAUGGAGCUAAAAGGAGCCAACAGUCCUGGGAUUCUUGUGCUGACCACAGGCCUGAGCAAACCUUUUAUGCGUCUAGAUAAAUAUCCCACAUUACUCAAAGAGCUUGAAAGACACAUGGAGGAUUAUCAUCCUGACCGACCAGACAUUCAGAAAUCCAUGACAGCUUUCAAAAAUCUUUCUGCACAGUGCCAAGAAGUACGGAAAAGAAAAGAACUUGAACUUCAGAUAUUAACUGAAGCCAUCCGGUGCUGGGAAGGAGAAGACAUUAAAACAUUAGGAACUGUAAUUUACAUGUCACAAGUCAUGAUUCAGUGUGCUGGCAGUGAGGACAAAAAUGAAAGAUACCUUCUUCUCUUUCCUAACAUUUUGCUGAUGUUGUCUGCCAGCCCAAGGAUGAGUGGUUUUAUCUAUCAGGGAAAGCUUCCAUUAACAGGGAUGACCAUCACAAAACUAGAAGAUAGUGAAAAUCACAGAAAUGCAUUUGAAAUAUCAGGCAAUAUGAUAGAGCGGAUAUUGGUAUCUUGUAAUAAUCAACAAGAUUUGCAUGAGUGGGUAGAUCAUCUGCAAAAACAAACCAAAGUAACAACUGUUGGGACUCCUGCAAUUAAACCACAUUCUAUUCCUUCUCAUACGCUUCCAUCUCAUCCUGUAACACCAUCUAGCAAGCAUGCAGAUAGCAAGCAAAUGCCGAUGACGCCUGUCUAUCAUACCCUUCCACACCCUUCACAUCAUGGGACACCUCACACCACUAUAAACUGGGGACCACUGGAGCCGCCUAAAACUUCUAAGCCAUGGAGUUUGAGCUGUUUACGACCUGCACCUCCAUUAAGGCCUUCAGCAGCGCUCUGUUAUAAAGAGGAUCUCAGCAAAAGCCCUAAAACCAUGAAAAAACUGUUGCCUAAGCGAAAACCAGAACGGAAACCAUCAGAAGAAGAAUUUGCUCUGAGAAAAAGUACAGCAGCAUUAGAAGAAGAUGCUCAGAUUCUAAAAGUCAUUGAAGCUUAUUGUACAAGUGCCAAAACACGUCAAACAUUAAACUCAAAAUUGGAGGCAUUCUUUACUUGACAGUCAAAAAGUGUUCUCCAGAUUUGUUGAAUGAAUGUGCAGUAUGGUUACUGACACUGCUUUGGCAAUGGGAACUGAAUCCAGUAAAUUUGGAGGACAACAGGUUGGGGAAGGCUUUUCUAGCCUCUCUACUGCAUCAUGGAAUACAUUGAGCAGUUUCUUCGGACUGAAAAGAGGUCACUCGCACAGAAAAUGAAUAGAGCUCCUGAUACUGCAUGGAUAAUGUUUCUGCUGAGAAUAUAUGUCUUUUUUUUGCUGUAAAGUGAGAAUCAUCACUCUGAACAGUUCUGUUCUAAUCUAAUGCUUAUGUAUAAUAAUUAUGUUUUCUUAAUUUAAUAGUAGUAAACAUGGAUGAUAAAGUCAUCACAGAAGUUUCCAAACUCAACCCCUAAAUAUAUGUUUACUAUAGCAAUAUUUAAGUAAAGAUAGUCUCUUUUGGAUGAAAAUCAUAUCUUAGACUUAUCCAUGUAAUGUAAGUGGUUUCCUUUGCCUUCUUACAGGAUUUUGCUUUUUCACUUUUAGGAUCUUUCCUGAUUUUUCAUUCAACUGGAUAUGGCCUUGCUUAGUUUUUCAAAAUUGGCCAGGGUUGCUGCUUAGCUAGACACAUACAAGUUUUCAAAUAGUAUAGAUGGGGAAUAAAUCUUGAUUGACUGAUUCGGUUGUUUUUAAUUUAUUUAAGCCAAAUCUCUCUUAUAAUAGUCAAUAUUAAAUGCUUGAUAUGGUUUGAUAUGGUUUACCUUUUAAAUGAUGUUUUUUAAAGUUCCGCUUAAACUAAGAAUGAUAGACCACUAUUCUGGGAAAUUUCGGCUUACUAUGUAUGAGCUGAGUCAGUGUUUUCCUGCUGAACAUUUCUGAAAUGCUUUAAUUUUAUUAUCUAAUUUGAAAACUUGGCUUAGAUUUUUUUUUACAUUCUGUGCAAACUAGAAUUUCUAAACUGUUAACUCCUAACGGAUAAUUAUGAUUUGUAUAAAAAACAGCACAAGGUUCAAGGUUUAAUUAAUAUGCUUAAUUGCAGGAAGGCAGCCUUCAAGUUACAUAGUUUUGAUAACAUUGUGGAGGGUCAAGGAGCCCCCUUCGCCCCACUUCCUGCUUGUUGUUUUACCAUUACCGUUAGCAAUGGUGAACCAGCAAUUUGGAUCAGGCUCUGUCUUCAUUGCAUUAGUGAAUGCGUUCUUGUGGUUGUGUUUGUAAUGUAUAAGAAAGGAGGCAUAACAGAUAUAUCUCCAAUUGUCUUCCAAGGAUUCAUCUGCCACCAGUGCAGCCUUUUAUUCAUUUAUCUUUAUAUAGAAGUCCUAACCCUAAGCUUUGUGCUAAACGAACAAUUGUUGUUUUAUUUAUUUGCUUAAGCUAGUAGGAGUAGCCAAGUAAGAGUGAACAACUGUAUUAAUUAACACAUGGCUCAUUCAUGGUAAGUCAGGGUUCCCCAAAAUCUGGCUUACUAUGGUUGUUUCUAUCAAAAACGGUAAUGAGAGAUAUGAUAGAAAAAUCCAUCUAUAGCAAAAAUUGUUUUUAUUAUAGUUAUUAAUAGUAUCUUUUUAUUUCUAUAUUUUUAAUAUUUUAUAUAUUGAGCAAAGCUGCUAUUUUCAGUUACUCAGAUACAUGCUCAACUUUCACUAUGUCUUGGGGACCCAGGUUAUUUUAAUCUUAAACAAGGCUGCAAUGGUGGAGAUCCUCUGUUGUAAGUAAAGCAUUGCAUCUAAUCGGACAAUCUGCCCGCAUGCGUAACCUGUACCUAAGGAAUACUCUUCUUGAUUUGAAUCAGUUUGCACAGUUUUGCCAUUAAUGAGGAAAGUGGUCGGCAGUUAAGGCUAAUUUUUCUUCAGAAUAGUCAAAGUUGGUUUGUACAGGAAGAAAUCAAUAUACACACUGAUAGGGUUUUUUGUCCAAUAUAUCUCUCUAAUGCUUAUUUUGGUUUUAGAUUUUAGACAAUAUAUAUUGUAGACAAUAAUUUAUGUGCUAAUAUUUGACAGUUAACUGUCACAUUCUUUUUUUAAAAAAAAUAACGUAAAGCUCUUUUGUGUAUCCUGUGAAUGGAGUUCGACUUAUUAAUAAUAGGAUUAAUUAUUCUAGAACUACUUUUGCUUUACUGACUUUUUUUUCCCUAGAACCUUAAUAAAAUACUUUGUAUUGUUAUGGAACCAUAGGCACGCAUGAUUGGUACUUAUUGAUAUAAAAUUAUCAUUGAUUUUAUGUCUUCUUGUACGGGCCUUUUUAUAAUUCUCUUCUAAAUCAGACAUUAUUAUUUAAUUUGAUACUAGCCCUACAAUUAACUGAAAGUUAUUAUGAUUCUAUAGAUGACUGAACUGAGUGGGACAAGAUGAAUUGAUAAUGCUUCAAAUGGUACAACUGUGCUAAGUUGGUGCUUGUCAUUUAAAUAUAUUUUUAUAUACCAAUAUGUAGAAGGUGAGAGAAGUCUUAUGUGAGCAUAUUCUUUUUAGUUCAUGCAAGUGUGUCCUUACUGAAACACAGAACUAGUGCAAAAUGCUUUUUGCUGUUUUCCCUUUUCUAUGUAUAUUUUAGAAGUAUACAUAGUGCAAGAAAUUUCAUUGCAUACAUCAAAAAAUUUACUGCUUUCAUUUGUGUUUCUCUGCAAUGGAAAAUGAUAAUAGCAAUUUGUUGCACGGCUUAUUUUUUCAAGAUUGCUGAUUUUGUUUAAACUAUUAUUUUUAAAAUCUACCCCCAUACAAUUUAACAGAACUUCACAAAAGCAAGUGUAUUUUAAGAGAUUGGGCAUUGUAAAUAAAUUCAUUAUGAAUCCAGGAGAUUAGAUCAUGUUUCAAUGUCCUUUAGUGUCUCUUUACCUCUAUGUUCGCAUUCUGCCUGUUCCUCAAAGUGCAGAUCUGGCAAUUCUGCUAGUAGCAUCAUCCUUUUAUCAUUUUGGGGGUGCUGCUGGGAAAUGCAAAUUCAGCAUGACAGGGCAAACAAUAAGAAGUAGGACAGAAGAUACUUUUAAAUUUUCAUAUAAAGAAACAUUAUUUGGAAAAUAACUUGGGAGAGCGGAGAUUUGAAGAGAAGUACUAGCAGAUGGCUUUCCUUUCCUUUGAUCUGUUUCUUGUUUAAAUCUCUGUUUUAGCUUGAUGACAAAGUUGUAUGCAAAAGUUUAGGUAACCUGGUGAAACUGUACAAUUUGCUGUAUCCCUGAAGGAACAGAAAUUGAUGCAUGUAACUCUCUAUUGUAAGAAGUAAAUGACAUUUUUCUGUGAAAUUGAAUGUAUCUGUACUAUUUAUGGGUACUUGUUUACUAAUUCAGAAUGAAAAAAGUGAAUAUGGCAAAUGCAAAACUUGCUACACUCUUCCUGUUAGUUUUCAAAUGUGUGUAGUUAGCUAAUACUCUCUCUGUUAAUGCUUUAAUUAUCAGGGUUCCUUUCUUCUCACUGUUCCUUACAUAACUUCUCUAGCUCAAAAAUGUUCUUAAGUCUCUUACAUGGAUUGCAUGUUUGAGAUUGACCCAAAGAUUUUUACUAAAGACACAGUAUAGUAUAUAAAUAUUUGUCUUCCUUUCCUGUAACUGCUUCUUGGUUGUUUUGAUGUGGAUAAAUGCAUAGAUAACCUUGAAGAAGACAUGCAGUUAAGGAAAAAUAAGAUAAAACUGAACUCUGGGAAAGGAGAAAGUUUGGGAAGGAAACUCAACCCUAUCUUGAGUCUGCUUGAUAUAAAAGAGGCAGAAAGUAAUUCUGGCUGGAUUUCAGGAUUAUGUCCUUUACAAUAAUAAGUAGCAUCCUAGAAUUCCUGCAAUGCCUGGUUCUUGACUGGCCUCCCUUUUUGGACUGAAAGUAUAUUUUGAUGCAUUGUCUUGCUAACUUAUCCAACCUAUUUUUACUUAUAAAACACUAUACAGUGGUACCUUGGUACUCGUUGAUAUUUUACUCUGAAAGAUGCGAUGAAUACUAAAACUGAUUAAUACUGAAAAGCCAUAUGACUUAUCACGUGACCCACAAUUUCAGAUGGAAGAAAUAGUGAGUCUUGAGGCACUUGACAUCAGCAGGUUCUUCCUUGUGCGUUGACUACUGGGAGAAAAAUGAGUGAUGGGUCAAGAUUUUUGCUUCAAAAUUCGUCGAAUACAAAAUUCAACAAGUUUUGAAGCAAUUGAAUGCUGAGGUGUCACUGUACAUAUUACAUUACAUAUUAUAUUUGGAAGCUGUUAUUUCUGCCAAAGGCAGGUUACAAAAAAUGUCUGGAAAGACACCCAAACUUCUGUACCUGUUAUAUUCACUGUUCUAUUUUAAAUAGCAAAUAUACAUUCAAGAUAUGUCAUUUUUAAUUUUGUUCCAUGGAGAGUUGUGUCAGCUUUAAGGAGUCAUACAGUUUGAGCAUGAUGCUUAAACCUCUGCAUAUAACUGGGCCUUUUCACAAGAUAAGAAUAUUCUGUUUCUUUGAACACAAUCCACACAUAAUCUUUCCUGAGUUUCAUCUUUUUGAUGGGACAAAAGAAAUACUUUUGCAUGGGGAAUAUGCCAUUCAUUGCAAUUAAAAUUAUCAUAUGGAAUAUGAUUGCACAUUCCACUAGUCUCUUAUUUUUAAAGAGAUGUUACAUUUUUUGGAUUAAACUGCUUUGAUUAGUUCAUUGUAUAUUUCAGAUUUUUAUGUUAAUUAUCAAUUUGAAUCCUGUGCUAUGGAUCUCCAACACAGGAGAUCUUACAUAGCAUCCUGUAGAGGGCAAGUGUAGCUCAACUCCUUAUGAUUAUGUGGACAUACGGUAUUCACCCAUAUAAUUGUUUCUGGCAAAAGUAGUGUUGUGCAUUGCCUUCUUCUGAGAUGAUUUUGAAUAUCUCAGAACCAAAAGCCUAAAGUCCUGCACUAUCAUGACGAUAUCCAUCCAAGAAUAACUAGUUAGUAGGGGCUACCCUAUUAUUUGUUUUAUGAAUUGUUUUUAGCUUUCCUGUUCUUUGUUUCUUUCUCUCUUGUAAAUCUUCCCUGCACUUCUUGUUUUUGAUGUAUUUCACUUUGAAAGGAAAUAGGGAUAGCUAAUAUUCAUAUUUUUUCUCCUGAAACAGAAUGAUCUUUUUCCUUCAUUAUAUGUGGACAAUAUGUGUCUUCACUGAACAGAUAAUUUCAGGAUUUCCAUUGUAGGCCUGUAAGUCUACUAUCAUGUGAAAAGGCCUUUAUAUAAUUUUGAAAGGAUUGGAAAAGCAGUAAGAAAAUCCAGUUCCAUUAAGCUGAGUAGUAGCUUGUCCUAAAUAUCACAGUGAAUUGUCUGGUUUUGUUUCACCCAUGCCCAGCUCCAUCUUCUAUAGAUGUGAAAGAGACAUUUAGGGCAGUCUCAAAUGGCCCUGUUCACAUGUACAUCCUAUAGAAAGCUGGAUUGAGAGCCUAAGGAGAAUGAGGCAAUACUAUGUGGUAAGCUACUUGGUGAGCACGUUUCCCCAUGUAACUUACAGUUUUAACUACUGCAAACCUUCUUUGCUGAAGAAUUCAUAUUAGUGUCACUAAAAGGCUGCAACUAUAUGGAUAAUGCCUGGGCACAACUAUUUUGGACACUGACUGUAUAUGCAAAUUGAUCCUAAGUGUCUUAUUUCUUUACUUUCACUAAAUCAAGCUGAUUAGUAUUAGUUGCAUGCAUAAAUAGUUGUCAAUUUCUCUUGGCAUUUUUCAGUUUGAAAAUUGUUUCUCUCAUAUUGGCACAUUCUCUUUAAAUUAAAAGUUCCUGUACAAGUUAAUUUUUUUCUCCCGUGCUUCUGGUCUGGACUAUUUCUAUAAAAAUAAGUACUCAUGAUAGUAAUUUCUGAUAGGAAUUUUGUGUAAGAUGGCAAAAUGCUAACAACUCCUAGUCACAUAUUUCCUUUUUCAUAAGGACAUUUUUCUAGUCCCCCCUGGGCAUUAUACCAGAUACAGAUGUAUAAAGAAAGCUAUCAUCAAAAUUGGCUUAUAAGGGGAAAAUGUACUAAAUGUACUAAAUAUGACUAGGUAGUAUUUUUUUUCAAUCUGCACAUUCUCCAAAUGUAUUGCAUUACCAAUGUCUCAAGUUGCAAGUUGGGGAAAGUUCAUACCGGCAUACUUGAGCAGAUUUUUUUCCCUGGAAAUAUCAUCAAGCCCAACUUUAAGAAUUGAUUCAAAAGACUUUUUAAAAAAAUCCUAAUGUAAUAGUUUCCCCCACUUUAAAAAAAACUUUCAUGUUACAGUCAUGGUUUCUUAGAAUAUUAGAAGCAACAUGAAAGCAAAUGCACAUUCUAAGCAAGAGUCCAAUUCAGAGAGUUCCCUUUUUUCGUCUAUAAAUGUAUGUGCCAAAAAUAUUUUGUAGAUAAAACCCAACCAAAAUAGGGAUUUAAAAGAUUUGGUGCUUUUUUAACAAUAUUUUCUCUUUUCCUUUUCUUCCCAUCACCUUUUGCUUUUAUUUUCAUCUGUUUUGGUUGUGGCUUAUCCUGUAUGUUCUCCUCCUCAUCACACCUCUGCCUGUCUCCAUCCUCCCUUUCAUUUCACCCAUACAUCCUUAGCAUG